Messenger RNA from Myzus persicae (green peach aphid), 1028 nucleotides. RefSeq lists its product as uncharacterized. Bases 22 to 447 code for a protein of 141 amino acids. The record is from RefSeq and is a predicted model, not a curated record. NCBI's taxonomy places the organism in Eukaryota, Metazoa, Arthropoda, Insecta, Hemiptera, Aphididae. The transcript is spliced from 2 exons.
AAACAUUUUACCCAAUUUUGGAUGGACCUAUUCUGUCAAUUAAAAGAUGAUGGAUACUUUGAUGGAUCAUUUGUUGAUAAAAACUUGAUCAGAUAUUGUUUUAUGGGAAAAAUUCAAAAAGAACUUAAUGAAAUGGCACUAGAGUGGAAUGUACACAGAAUUAGAAAAUCUAGAAAUAGCAUCUGUUGUUAUGGAAGACCUAUAACAAUGUUUGAAGCACCUGAAGAAUUUAAUACAACUGACUUUAUACACAUUGUUCAAGAAAAUGAGUUACAACUAUGUAAAAAUGAACUUAAUGAUUUAACAAAUGUAACAUGUGAUCCAACUAUUAAUGAACUAUGCUGUAUUAUACUAGCAGAAGAAAUGAUUUUUAUUCCUGAUGAAUCUUAUAGUAUAAUUGAUGUUUAUAUUAUGUUAAGAAAUAAAUUGAAAGAUAUCUUAGAGUAGAUGAUAUUGAAUAUAUUCUUUACAUAAUUUUAAUUUUAUUCCUAAUUAGUUAAUAGGUAAUAUAAAUGUUUGUAUUUUAUCUGGUAACAAUAAACCAAUACCACUUACAAGUCAUAGUAGAAGAUUAAUGGAAGUAUAGCCAUAAAAAAAAUUAAAUUAUUUAUAUAACAUAGUUAAUGAUUAAGUUUAUUUAUUACUAUAAAACUAUUUUUCUCAAUUAAAUAUUGCAAUUAUUUGAAAUUUGAUUAUUUACGACUCAUGUGUAUACAAACCAAUAUUCUGUGUAUAAGACAGCCAUUUUCUACAGGAAAUUUUUUGGUAUAUAGUUUUUCUGAAAAUGUUGACGAAACAAAAUUAAAAUUUUUACGAGUCGGUUUUGAGUUAUUAAACUUAGUAUACUAAGGAUUGCGAAAGAUAUAGGGACUAUAAAGAGUUAAAAAUUUAAAUUAAUUUAUUAAAAUCUUUAACUAGUAAAAGGAUCUGUUGUUCCUAUUUAAGGAUUAAACCAAUUGCUGUAAUGGAAUAUGUAUUGGGCUAGUUCCAAUGUAUAAUAAUAAUAAUAAAUAAAUAAAUAAAUAAUA